AUGAGACCUUCGAUAUUCCUCGUCACUGCAACCCUAGCGCUCGCCGCUCAAGCCUCUUGGUUCGGGGGCUCAUCAUCGUCUGACAACGACCCCGAGUACAAAAGCUGGAACACCAACGAGCUGCAGGCGUGGCUCGAGGUGCACAACGUCCCGAUUCCGAAACACGCCCCAACCCAAGCAGAACUCAAGGAUCUCGUCGAGGAGAACUGGGAUACGGCGUCGGUGUGGACGUAUGACCAGUAUGCUUCCGCCCAACAAGCGUUCCAGGACCUACGGGAAGCCGUCUUCGAGACUUGGGACGAGUCUCGCCUGCGUCAAUUCCUCCUCGAACACGGUGUCGUUGCGCCGAAGGGAACUCGCGAGAAUCUUGUACUGUUGGCGAAGCAGAAACACAGGUCGUACACAAAGGCGGCGAGUUCGCUCUCGGCUGAAGCCAGCGCACGCGCAAGCACGGCGGUCUAUGGCGACACGGCACAUCAGAUGAGCAAGAGCGUGUCGAGCGUUGCCUCUCAAGCCACUAGAGAGGCGACAGCGGCGUUUGACAUGUCCAAGGACUACGUGUACUCGAGCUGGUCGGAGAACCAGAUGCGUGCGUGGCUCCAGGAGCGAGGCUUGCUCAAGACCAAGGCCAAGAAGCGUAAGGACGAGCUCCUGCAGAUGCUUCACGACGCGUGGGGAUAUGUGGCGAACCCUGUCUGGGUUGUUUGGAGCGACUCGUACAUCCGAAACUGGCUUGUUGCCCAACAUGUCAUCAAAUCCGACUACGAGGCACGCCGCGACGAGCUGGCCGGGCUUAUGGAAAAAUAUUACUACAACACUCGCGAUUCUGUUUACGACUCUUGGUCUGACUCUGACCUCAAGAAAUGGCUCGUUGAGCACGGGGUCAUGAAGAGCGACGCCAAGGCGAGCCGCGACAAGAUGUUGAAGAUGGUCGAGGACAACUACAUGUCCGCGAAGGAUACGUUCUGGUCUGCAUGGUCGGAUAACGCUAUUCGCGAUUGGCUCAUAGAAAACGGGUAUAUGCGCUCUGGCGCCCAGGCAAAGCGAGAUGAAUUGAUCAAGCUGGCGAACGAGAAAUACGCCAGCGCCCACGCACAGAUGGCGGAGUACUUGAAAUGGCCUGACGCCCGUCUACGUGCCACGCUGCGUGCGCACGGCUACAGCGACGAACAUCUACCAGGUGACAGACUUGGGCUCUUGCAGGAGGUGCGGAUCCGCUACGUCAGAACCCAAACAACCGCCGAGGCUAUCUUCACUAAAAUCAAGGACCUCGUCAAUUCGGGGAUCUACAAGGCCGAAGACGCCCUGCACCACCUCAUGGCUAUUCUGAACACAGGCUGGGAGGACACGAAGGAGAAGAGUUACGAUGGGUACGAAGAAGCCAAGCACCGUGGGGAUAGAGGGUGGGAAGAUGCCAAGCGUCAGGCAGGCAACGCGGAAGGUUGGGCUGCGGAGAAGGUCAACGGAGCGAGGGAGAAGGUGGGUGAGAAGGUCAAGGUUGGGGGACAAAAAAUCAAAGGGGAAUUGUAA
Molecule: messenger RNA, 1530 nt
Organism: Cyclocybe aegerita
Lineage: Eukaryota; Fungi; Basidiomycota; Agaricomycetes; Agaricales; Hemipholiotaceae
Source: the annotation of a GenBank genome assembly